Molecule: messenger RNA, 1113 nt
Organism: Suillus paluster
Lineage: Eukaryota; Fungi; Basidiomycota; Agaricomycetes; Boletales; Suillaceae
Exons: 7
Coding region: 1-1113 (370 amino acids)
Biological process (GO): cristae formation
Cellular component (GO): MICOS complex; mitochondrial crista junction
Source: RefSeq, a predicted model, not a curated record
AUGGGUUAUCGGGAACAGAUAAAUCUCAUACAAUUGAAGAGCAUAUUGGAGAUGGAGAGUCACGAAGAGAAGAUUAAAGAUAUUAUGGCAAGGGUUAGUGCGUCAAACUACCCGAUCCCUCGCUUAUUUUAUGACAGAACAAGGAAGCAGAGGCAAAAGAAGAAAUCAAGCGCCUUGCACGCCAACUCGAGCUCUAGCGCCGCGAGCAGCAAAAGCGUGCAGCAGCAUCCGGCGCAGGAGCGCUUCGAUGCUCCAGAGGUCCCGGUGGCACGUGCUGCAUUACCUGAACUUGCGGCCAGCACUCGCACCCAGUCCAAGGGCAGCGGUAUGAAGCUCAGCCAAGCAAGCAGAGCUCCUAGAGCUCUCAGCUGCGACCUAGUCUCCGAAGAGCUUUCUGGCUCACCCACGCCUUCUAUCUCCGAAUCACUCCCAGCGCCAGCUCCCACAAGAGGCAGCCUGUCCUCAAAAGAGACUAGGACAAUAUCCUCGAUGUCAAUGGUCGCAAAUGCAGCUCAAAGUUCGGAACUCGGGACCACAAGCUCGGGUCAGACGAAGCUCUCCAUAUACCCCGCAUCCAUACCCGACCUCGUGCUACUCGACACCCCGUCCGCAUUAGAAAAACGAAUUGGAAUAGGUAUCAUAGACCGGUGGAUAUCUGUUGAAGAGAAGGUGGAGUCUCGUAUAAAAUCUUUCCGCGACCCGACAGAGCCCUUGAAUCCCGGACUACUCUACACCGGAAUUUCUGCCCUGACAACAUCCGUCCUUACUCGCUCGCGCGCACUCCCUACACGCAUCCUUCUUCCGCCCUGUAGCUCUAGCUGGCGCAGCUUGAAGAUCGUUAUGUUCCCCGCUUUGGAGAGAUCAGAAAAACUUCUAGUUGCGCACAGCGGCAUUGCAUGGGAGCGCGCAAAAGAAGGCGCUGCUGCUGGGCGGGUGUCGGUUAAUAAUGGUGUGAAGAGCGUUGUGGAGAGCAUUGAGCAAGGAACGGGGCUUAAGCUGAAAGCUAUGGGUUGGGCGCAGGAAGUGAAGAAGGAGGCGCAGAGCGUUGCUAAUGUGGCUCAAAAGGAUAUCAAGGAGGCUAUUGAGAGCAAAAGCUCGAGUGCCGACUCGUAA